AUGACCGAUAUUCAGUAUUACGAGAAUCAUGUUUUGAAUGUGGAAGCGGAGCUAAAAUCGUUAAAGACUAAAAUUAAAUCGGAAUUACGGGCCCUAGAGUCUGAUACGAGUUUCAAUGACGUCGAUACAUUGACAAAUCGGUUGAAAAAAAAGGUUUCCCAAUUGCAACCUUUAAAGGGUAAAGUCUGUAUCAUGUCUACAUCGAGCGUGAUCGAUAAAAGUAAAGAACAUAAGAACUCCAUUGAUUAUAAUGUUUUGGUGGAUCCAAAUGGGAAAUGGACUCCUGAAGAACAUGCGCUUUUUCUACGUGCCAAGCAACGAUAUAAAGAUAAUAUCGAGAGCAUAAUUAAAGCUAUUCAGAAAGUUAUGCCGGAUAUCUCAGCGGAAGAAAUUUGCGAUCACGACGAAUGGCAUAAGAAAUUCCUUGCUGCUCGUGAAGAACGGCGUGCCGAGAUUCGCAAAUGGCGGGAAGAUAAACGCUCCUCAACUUCUCAAGAUGAUUCCUCUCAACAUUCCAGCGGAUUUGAUAACGUAUCACAACGUGAAGCUUUGCACCCAACAAGCAAAGAGGCGCAAUUGAGAGAUCGCAAAGAGCGCGCAGAAACUAAAAGGAGAAUUGAAAAGUGGAAGCAACUUAAAAUCGAUAAAAAACGAGCAGAAGAAGAACAACGGGAGAAGAUGAUCAAGGAAAUUAGAGAAAAAGAGAGUGCGAAAGUAUUGAAAUGUGAGCUCCGUCAUGAAGCAGUAGUGGAGUGGAAAACUAAGAGAAGAAUGGAGGCGCAGAAAGUGCUGAUGCAAAAAGAAAUUGAACAUAUGCACAGUAUGCAAAGAAGUGCUGAAGCCAAUAGGACUUUACCCGAUUUUCGUGCACAAGAUCAGAAAUACAUAGCGCGCCGCCGUGAAGCUUCGCUAAACCGCAUAACGAGCACGAGCCGGCCUCCGCUGCGCGUGCGGGCCUGCUUUCCGUCGCUCCAGCGCGAUCCAACGCACGCGAUGCGCCCGACCGAGUCGUCAAUCAGGCGGGAGCAGCGACAGAUCAACGUGAAAGGGUCACCGAGAGAUCUUAGCGAGCCUCAACAGGCGGAAGCAAUGAGGCUGAGAGAGCAGGCUAGGUCGCUUAGUGUUCGGAAUAUACCUAAACUGUGA
Molecule: messenger RNA, 1146 nt
Organism: Ctenocephalides felis (cat flea)
Lineage: Eukaryota; Metazoa; Arthropoda; Insecta; Siphonaptera; Pulicidae
Product: DNA ligase 1-like
Exons: 7
Coding region: 1-1146 (381 amino acids)
Source: RefSeq, a predicted model, not a curated record